AUGCAGGAUGGGAAGUGGCUCGGCGAGAGGUUCGGCGAGAUUCACGGCGUGCCUGUUGGGACAGUUUUCGGAGCAGGCGACUAUCAGCGGCUCGGACGGCAGGAGAUGAUGGUGUCGGGCUUCUUUCGGCCAUUUGUGACUCCGGAGUGGUGCACUCCGGGUGUCGGAUGCUUUGCAAUCAUCGUCAACAACGACAACGGCGCCUCGCAAGACCGAGGGGACAGCAUUCUGUACGCCGGAUCGGGUGGCCGCCGCCGCGGGCAGAACCGGACGGCGCUGCAGUCGUUUGACCAGGACUGGACCAACGCGACCAACUCCGCAUUGCGCCUCAACUUUGAGGCUGGCGAGCCGGUGCGCGUCGUUCGCGGCCCAAAGCUGCUGGGAGCCCAUGGCACGGCGGAGAGCGGAGGCGGCUUCCGCUAUGAUGGCCUUUUCCGGGUCGCGUCGGCGGAGAUGGUGCGUUCGCCGACCUCCGGGCUGCUGACGGCCAUGUUCGAGCUGCGAAAGGUGUGCGGCGGGGAGGCGGAGGGAGCGCAGGCGGGCGGUGUGUCGGCGUGA
Molecule: messenger RNA, 558 nt
Organism: Emiliania huxleyi CCMP1516
Lineage: Eukaryota; Haptophyta; Isochrysidales; Noelaerhabdaceae
Exons: 1
Coding region: 1-558 (185 amino acids)
Biological process (GO): negative regulation of gene expression via chromosomal CpG island methylation; protein ubiquitination
Molecular function (GO): ubiquitin protein ligase activity
Source: RefSeq, a predicted model, not a curated record